Molecule: messenger RNA, 2079 nt
Organism: Cuscuta epithymum
Lineage: Eukaryota; Viridiplantae; Streptophyta; Magnoliopsida; Solanales; Convolvulaceae
Source: the annotation of a GenBank genome assembly
UCUCUCACUUAUUAGCUAAAUGAGACAAAAACAACCCAUCCCCCCUCCUUCCUCCUCAUUGUGCUCGCCCAAGACCCCAAGAAAGAGGAAGAAAAAGCUCUCCAACCCUCCUCCAUUGCUGCAACUCGAGCUCAACCAAGAAGGGUCCAAGGAGUGGGAUUAAAGAAGGAAAAAGGCUAGGAAAAGUGUGUAAAAUUAAGGAACUUGUGAAGGGUGUUUCAAGUGAUUUCACAAAGUUGGAAAAGUCGCCGGAAUUGUCGCCGGAGUUGACCAAAAGUCGCCGGAGGUUCACCGGAGUUCAACCAAGAAGGGUAGAACUUCAUACGCUAGUUCAAGGUUGAAGCUAGGGCUUGCUACCUGCACCUUUCUACGGGUGACAUCAAAUCAAGGAAGACGUGAAAUGGAGGGCAGGCGAAUGCGGACCAGGAACAACCCGAGGGGGCAGGCGCCGGUAACAUCCCAAAGGGGAAGCCGGGCUGCAUCUCGGGGUUCAAGAGGAGGCCGUGGAGGCCGUGGAAGCCGUGGAGGUCAUCAAGCUCAAACUGUGAGUGAUGGCCAUGUAAGCUCGGUGUAUGAAACCAGCACCGAGGACUAUGACUCAACCUACGUUCCGGAAACGGAGCAUGAGGAGACCCCGUAUGAUGGGGGUGACACAUACACCGAUGAAGACGACGAAGAGAGUGAUGCCAAGUUCGCUCAAAUGGGCGAGUUGCUUGAGUGGUAUCAAAAAGAAAAGCUGAGGAGAGACCUUAGGCGCCAAGCAAGGCGUGGCUCUCGUGGUGGUUCGGGUCAAGGGAGUCGGGGAGCUUCCGUGGCCACCCCAGCGGCGCCACAAGGUGGGCAUGAAGGAGGUUUUGUGGUAAGAAUCUCCAAAUACCUCAAGGAGGCUAGGGCCUUGGGGUGUAGGUCCUUUGACGGCACCGGCGACAUUACCGUUGCCGCCGAUUGGAUCAAGAAGGUGAAGGAUGCAUCGAGAGACAUGCAGAUUACUCCGGACGUGAAGCUAACUGUCGCUUCACGGCUACUUGAGGGGAUGGCUUCUACAUGGUGGGAAGGUGUAGAAGGGAAAUACCGUGGGGACAUCUCAUGGGAAAAUUUUGAGCAAGAAUUUUAUGCUCAGUACUACUCCGAUUUCGAGGUUAAUGUGAAAAGGAGGGAGUAUACCAACCUCAAACAGAAAGAGGGUUGCACAGUUAAGCAACUGGAGCAAGAGUUCAGGACCUUGGCUAGGUUCUUACCGGAGUAUGCGAUCAAUGAGGACCGCAUGACUGAGCACUUCUGGGAUGCCUUACUCUUGGACAUCCGAGACCGUGCCACGUAUUCCCGCCUCAUGACCUUUAGUGAGGUGGUAGAACAGGGCAUGCUUGGAGAGGCCCAGUGGAAUGAGAGGAAGGCAAGGGACGCCGAAGAGGCGAAGAAGAGGAAGUGGAAUAAUUCGGGGCCACCCGAUCAUUCUCGAAGGAACAACCACGGGGGUGGUGGUGGUGGCGGUGGUCCAUUCAAGGCGCCGGCUCCACCGGCGAAGAAGAAUAGGGAUGCGAGGUGGCACGGACCUAGGCCACAGAACUCGGGGUCACCUAGAUGUCCCAAUUGCUCAAAACAACACUUUGGGAAGUGCAAUGAACCACCGAGGUGUUUUAAGUGCGGGAAUGCGGGCCAUAUGAAGGCCAAUUGCCCUCAAUUGAUGCAAGAGAGUGCCUCGGGAGCUGGGGGAGGGACCAUGACGGGAAGAAACCGUGCGGGCCCGUCAAACGGCGGUACGGGAAGAGGCAACGCAUCCACAAGUCAUUCCGCGUCCGUAAACCAAGGCGGGACCCAAGCACGAGUCUACGCGAUGACCGAGGCGGAUGCGAGAGCAAACCCGGACUCCGUUGCAGGUUGAAGCUAGGGCUUGCUACCUGCACCUUUCUACGGGUGACAUCAAAUCAAGGAAGACGUGGUUCGUGCUUCCUCAGUUUAUUUCAAAUUACCAAACAUUGCUCAUGGAUAUUUUUAUUUGUUAUAAACUAUUCUUUUGGGGCUUGCAUGCCCAUGUUAUUGGCCGGUUGUGGCUUAUGACUUACCGUUGAAUAUUUCCGC